Batrachochytrium dendrobatidis JAM81 is the source of this 1404-nucleotide messenger RNA. RefSeq lists its product as uncharacterized. The transcript has a single exon. Lineage: Eukaryota; Fungi; Chytridiomycota; Chytridiomycetes; Rhizophydiales. The record is from RefSeq and is a predicted model, not a curated record. Bases 1 to 1404 code for a protein of 467 amino acids.
AUGGCCAUAGCUGUUGAUGACUACUACCAUAUUAAAUUUUUGGGCGAUUACUACAAGGGCCCACUUACCGACAACGGAAUCUACGGUUUUAGACAGGUCAGAACGUUUUCCAAGACUGUCGUUGGAAAUGGUCCAUGGCUGAUUGCUUUUCAAGCGUUUAAUCUUGGUGGUCUUGGAGGUCUUGUUGCUUCCGUUUCGGUUGACGAUAUGCCUUAUUCCGCUACGGGUACUCCUAGUAACAAAUUUCGUAUGGCUCCUGUUAUGCCUGGCGAUGGAUGGGACACGCAAGUCAAUUACCCGGAUAGUCAAUGGAUGAUCCAGACUACCGAUGUCUGCGCCAAUCACGCUAACGAAUGGCACGGAUUCUAUAAUAUAAUUGACGGUGCUACUGCUGGUCAAAUUGCUCGCCCCGUAUGGUUUCCCAACUGUGAUGUAGAUCCUCGAGCUACUGCUCAAACUCCUGUUCCUUUGUGGUUUCGAAUUGUUGUAUAUCCUCCUAAUACGGGCACUCUACAGGGCAAGUUUAAGCGAGGUCUUGGUACUGUCGACAUGUACGCUGCUCCCGCACCUCCUGGACCCAUUGGACCUCCCGUGUAUCCUGGACCUCCUGGACCUUCUGGGCCUCCCGUGUAUCCUGGGCCUCCUGGACCUUCUGGAUUUCCUAAACCUUCUGGAUUUCCUAGACCUGUUGGGCCUCCUGGGCCUCCUGGACCUGUCACUCAGUACCGUUCUGUUGUAGCUAGUGGCGGAUACGUUAAACCUAUGCCCAAUUCCAACAUGGUCAUUGGCUAUUCCGGCACUCACAACACCAACUUUGACAGUAACCAACCCUAUCCAAUUGGUGGACCUGUUGUACCGAUUAAUCGCGCUCCAGCAAUCCAUCAGAUCAAGAUUAUUGUGCUUGUUGAUGACUACUUUGAUAUCUGGAUUGCAGGACAGCGGUUUGAUGGACCACAACGCAAUGAUAACAUUCCUUCUUGGUCACAAAUACGUACUUAUACUAAACAAGUCACUGGUGAUGGUCCUUGGAUUAUUGCUGUCGAUGGUCAAGACAUAGGUUCAAUUGCUGGAUUUUUUGCUACAGUAUAUUUGGAUGGUCGUGAAAUUUCCAGUACUGGAACUGCGACCAAUCAGUUCCGUAUGACAGAUGUUACUCCUUCAGAAGGAUGGCAGGCUGAUCCGUACUUUUUCGAAGGAAGAAUGUUUGCUCGAACUUCAGAGGCCUGCUUCGAUACUGAUUAUUAUUGGAGUUCUAUUGUACCUAAGCUCGAUGUUCAGACUGGAUCCCGUCCCCGUGCCAUGUGGCAUCCUGACUGCUGGAAUAUUGGCAGUACUAGUAACCCUAAACACAUGUAUUUCCGUAUGAUGGUAACAGCCUAUACUUCUGUUAUGGGUAAAGGGUAA